AUGGAAGCCUUGGUAGUCAUUGGUAUCAUUGCCAACUUCGCGGGGAUCGUCAGCCUAGCAAUACAGCUCGCUGGAUUAUUAGAAAAAGCAAUCGAGAAUGCGAGGACCGCCGACGAAAAGGUUCAGCACAUCGCCGCCGAGCUCCGCAAACUUGCCCGCGGUCUGACAGCACUGCAGACACUAUUGGAUGAAGACCUGAAAGCUUCAGGUGACCGCCUUUUCACCGACGAGGACUGUCGCAAUAUCCAUCGUAUUGUCCAGCAGUGUGACACAAUCUUCCGUCCUAUCGUCAUUUCAUUUGCAAAGAUGGGACGAGUGGCCUUGCCUGAUGCCGUUGACGAAAGCGGCGGUACUGCGGUCAUUCCUCACAACACUCUCACUUUCAAAUUCUCCAUGCUAGGACGCUUAAUGUGGCACUCCAAAUCACGGGAGAUCCUGCAGUCUGUCGCGGACUUGAACGAGUUGAAGGCCAGUCUUAUGCUCAUCAUCACCAAAGCAGAAGAGUCAAGGCAGAAUAGAAGGAGGGAGAAGGAGAUGGGCAGGGCAGCUUGGAAGAAAUGGAACCGGACCUCCAACAAGCCUACGCAGACUACGAAUGUUUCGCAGACGGGCGAGACACUCGUGACAGACGGCGAGCAGCGCGCCAGCUCGUUCGCGACCUGCCCAAUCAUUGACACGCUGGGUGGGAAAGGGUUGGCGGAUAAUUUGGCGGGCGGACGGGCAGGUGCAUGGACCGGCGCCUCGUUGCUCCGCACCUUCAUCGACCUCAACAACCGCGUCCUGGCCCGCUUCUCCGCCCCCGAACGCGCCAACAUCGGCAUCCACACCCGCCCCGGCGGCGACUGCGACCCCGUCCAUUCCCACGAGGUCCCCUACCGCAACCUCCUCCCCUCCCUCUUCGCCAUGCACGCCGGCUACUUCCUCAUCCAGCCCGCGUCCGAGAGGGAUAAACCGAGCAUCUGCAAGCACAUCGGACGAUCCAUCCGUCGCGAUGCCGAGGACGUGAAACAAGUUGCGUUCAUCGGGGUGACGAACCCGCUGAAUCCGGAGGUGGAGAGUCCGGAGCAGGUGGCGGGGGAUUUGGAGGAGGCGAGUAGGUGGAUCGAAAAGGAUCAGUUGGGGGCGACGGAUGAUUGUGGGUUUAGUCCUUUUAGUGUUGAUGCGAAGCCGAAGCGUGGGAGUCCGGAUUUUGCGAGGGAGGUGGCGAUGAGGAAGAUUAGGGCGAGCGUUGAGGGGGCGAGGAUGGCGAGUGAAAAGCUGGGUAGCUGA
Messenger RNA from Letharia lupina, 1269 nucleotides. RefSeq lists its product as uncharacterized. Bases 1 to 1269 code for a protein of 422 amino acids. The transcript is spliced from 3 exons. The record is from RefSeq and is a predicted model, not a curated record. Lineage: Eukaryota; Fungi; Ascomycota; Lecanoromycetes; Lecanorales; Parmeliaceae.